AUGAAGCUCGAGGCAAAAAUAACGGCAAGACGAAAGAAAUCAUCCAAACAGUGUGGAGGACCGGUUCACAGCAUUUUAUUUAUUUUCUAUUAUUAUUCUUAUUAUUAUUAUUAUUAUUAUUAUUAUUUUAUGGUAUUUUUCUUUUUUCUUUUGCCUUUUAUUUUUCUUUUCUCGUGCGACCGAAUGAAACACGACGACGACAACAAAAAAAAUAUAGCUAAGGCGUGUUGGAGGGAAAUUGCAUCUCGGAUUGUUAGACGCAUGCAGGGAACCUACAGAAGGUCAGAGGACGCCACCGAUACCGAGGCGGGCACAACUUCACAGCUGUUGGAUAUUCAGAAGGAACUGGUCAUGUUAAGGAAGCGUCGUGCGUUGCUUGAGGAGCAGCGUAAAAAAAUACUUAGCAAUUGUAAUUCCACGACCCCAGAAGGUGCGUUGCAUUAUACGGUGCAUAGCCAAGGAGGCCCAAGUGACUCUGUUGCCUGCAACCAUACACAGCUCACGCGAAUCGGCUCCACGCGUAAUUCUAACCAUUCCGUCAUUGACCGUAGCUGCCGUAUUCCCUCGGAGGCGGAACGACUGAAAUCCCUAAAGAAAAACGUUUUUAGAGAGAUGAAGGAGUCUAUGCGGAAUGAUUGGAAACGAGACAGCGUACUUGUCAUGGGAACCUUUCUGCUGGAAGACAAUCCUCGUGUAGGCACGUUUGGUCGGGAGCGGCGGUUCAUUCCUGUUCAGAAUUAUAAAGGUGUCUACCACUUGAGCACCGAUUUAGAACUUAUGCAGCGCCAGAAGAACAAACUUAUUACAAGUGGCACGGCGUCUCGGCGUGGAGAGCGGGGAAUGAACAUCUCAAACCAUUGGAAUGAUCUUUACUGCAGCGGCCCACCAGGGCCGGGCGCCUACACGCCGCGUUACGGCAAAUUGGCAAAGCCUUCAGUUCUCACGCGAAAGUGA
Molecule: messenger RNA, 954 nt
Organism: Trypanosoma cruzi
Lineage: Eukaryota; Euglenozoa; Kinetoplastea; Trypanosomatida; Trypanosomatidae
Exons: 1
Coding region: 1-954 (317 amino acids)
Source: RefSeq, a predicted model, not a curated record